UGAUCGGCGGCGGGGAGACCGGGACUUGGAAGUGGGAGCGGUGGCAGCGGAAGGGAGAUAGGGCUCGGCCUGAGCACGGCAUCCAGAACGGAGCAGGUAGAUUUCUCUACUCAAGAACCAGUCGCCAUCUUAUUUUUCACAUUGGUAGGGCAACAUGGUGUCAAUACCAGAGUUCUACCUGGGCAAGAAUGUACUCAUCACUGGAGCGACUGGCUUCAUGGGCAAGGUGCUGCUUGAGAAGCUGCUGCGUUCUUGUCCAGCAGUCAAGACUGCAUAUAUCCUCGUGAGACCCAAAGCAGGCCAGAGUUCUCAAGCACGGGUUCAAGAGAUGCUGAACUGCAAGCUUUUUGACAGACUGAGAGAUGAACAGCCAGAUUUCAAAGAGAAGAUUGUAGCAGUGAGCAGUGAAUUGACUCAGCCAGAGCUUGGGCUUAAUCAGGCUGACAAGGAACUCCUGACAUCCUGCAUUAAUAUAGUCUUUCACUGUGCAGCCACCGUACGCUUUAAUGAAACCUUGAGAGAUGCAAUGCAACUGAAUGUGGUUGCUACCCGCCAACUCCUUGCUUUUGCACAGCUGAUGAAGAAGCUUGAGGUCUUCAUUCACGUUUCUACCGCAUAUGCACACUGCAAUCGCAAACAUAUUGAGGAGGUCAUUUAUCCACCUCCAGUUGAUCCUAAAAAAUUGAUUGAAGCUUUGGAGUGGAUGGAUGAUAGUCUCAUUCAGGACAUUACAAGAAAACUAAUUGGCGAGAGACCAAACACAUACACGUACACUAAAGCCAUGGCCGAAUAUGUUGUACAGCAAGAAUGUGGAAACUUAAAUGUUGCGAUUGUCAGACCUUCUAUUGUGGGAGCCAGCUGGAAGGAACCAUUUCCUGGUUGGAUUGAUAAUUUCAAUGGACCUAGUGGGCUUUUCAUUGCUGCUGGAAAAGGAAUCCUUCGCACAAUGAGAGCGUCAAACAGUGCAGUGGCAGACCUGAUUCCAGUGGAUGUGGUUAUAAACAUGACUCUGGCAGCUGCAUGGUAUUCGGGUGUUCAUAGGUACAGCAGGCCAAGAAACAUAUUAAUCUACAACUGUACUACAGGUGGCACCAAUCCUUUCCACUGGGGUGAAGUUGAAUACCAUGUAAUAUCCACUUUCAAGAGGAAUCCUCUCGAGCAGGCCUUCAGACGGCCCAAUGUAAAUCUAACCUCCAAUCACUUGAUCUAUCACUACUGGAUUGCUGUAAGCCAUAAGGCCCCAGCAUUCCUGUAUGAUGUCUACCUCAGGCUUACUGGAAGAAAACCAAGGAUGAUGAAAAUCAUUAAUCGGUUGCACAGAUCAAUGAUGCUGGUUGAAUACUUCACAAGCCAUUCAUGGGUGUGGAAUACUGAUAACAUAAACAUGCUUAUGUGUCAAAUGAGCCCAGAUGACAAGAAAGUAUUCAACUUUGAUGUGAGACAGCUUCACUGGGCAGAGUACAUGGAGAAUUACUGUAUGGGAACCAAGAAAUAUGUGCUAAAUGAAGAGCUGUCUGGACUUCCAGCUGCCAGGAAACAUCUGAUCAAGUUGAGAAAUAUUCGCUAUGCAUUCAAUACCAUCCUGGUUGUCCUGAUCUGGAGAAUUUUCAUCGCAAGAUCGCAGAUGGCACGGAACAUCUGGUACUUUGUGGUCAGCUUGUGCUACAAAUUCUUGUCCUACUUCAGGGCAUCUAGUACCAUGAGAUACUGACAGUACCAUAAGCACUCAGUCACCUAUGCAUUAUAGAUAGCUGUACUGGACAUUGAUAAACCUUGUGUUAAUGUUUGUACUAAAAGAAAAUACCUGUAUCUUGUUAUAUUUUGUCAUGUACGUAAUUUGUUGAAGCUACUUUACGAUAAUUUGGGUCGGCUAUCUAGCACCAUUAAAAGUAGAGAAAUGCACUGAAGUACAGUGAAAAAAAUCAGUUUCGGGGUUUAAAAUGAGUUUCAACACUGAAGAAAGAAUGAUGUUGGGAAAACAAGUUUUUUUCUCUCCAUUGAAUAACCGUGUUCAAAUUUCUGUAGGUCAUCUCUGACUCUUCAUGGGAAGUUUAUGAAACAUGCCCUGUUGCAAGUAGAGUUUGUCCGUAAAUGCUAAUUUACUCAGUGCAUGUUCAGUUUCGCUUUAUCAAUUAACCUUUCAGUUAAUGGGAUAGGACAUUCAGCUUAAACUUCAGUGAUGCAACAAAAAAAAAACCCGGUGAAAGAAACCUCCUAACCAUUCACAUCGAGGUUGGAGUUUACCUUCAUAUACUUAUUCACGUGACUGUCUGGAUUUGCGGCUGAACUUUCCCCAUUCCACGCUAGCUGCCUUUAGGUAGCGAUUGUACUAUUUGCUGUAGCUGAUCUGGGCAUAAAGCAACAAUUGAUAAACAAAGUGUGCUUCAGACUUGAAACUCUGCCAUCAGCUUGGGAGGGGUGCAGUUAACUUGAAGGUAUCAGAGGUAACUUUCAUUCAUACUUUCUGCAGCAGUGCCCUGCAAGACCAUCCUGUACUGUUCUGAAAAACUAGGGUAGUGUUUGAAUUCCAGGAGCUUUUAACUGAAUGUCUGAGUGCAAAAGGCAAAACAGUUGGUGGGAAAAGGGGCGGUGUGACAUCAAUGGAAAACAAAAUCUGUCAGAGUAUAAAACUGGCAGUUAAUUCACUGUCAUCCAUUUCACACCAUGGCCCAAGACCAAUUUCACCCUGCACCCCACCCUGACCUUUUUCUGAACGAUUUCUAAUUUAGAGAGUUGGAUUUAUUGGAAGACCUAAGCUAUCUACUGCCUGUAAACAUUCCUGAAAGAUAAAUGGGAUUGGCGAAUCAACAUAGCAUGCUCUCUGCAGAUGUCUAUAGAUAGUUGGUUUUGAUAAAGUCUUAGAAAAAUGAAUUUAAUGGUUUUUUGCCUUGACAUGGGGAGAGAGGGAAAACCCUCUUAUUUGGGGUAUCAGAAUGUGCCUGACUUCCCUAUACUUAAGAUACUGAAAAUUUUCUAAGUGACAGGUGUGAGAAUAUCAAUCGGUCUCUCUGAUUUACUGCCAUUUUCCAUUUGAUUGUUCCAAUUGGGAUGCUGGCAUUGUUGCAAAAGUUGAAAUGAGCAAAGUGUAUUAUUUUUGGAAUUAUGUUACAGGUUUACUCUUGCGCUGUGAAUAUACUGUUUAGUUUUUGUGGCCUCAUGACCAAUGUAAUCUUAUUAUCUCACUAAUAACAAUAAGUCAAGUAGUUAGUUAUACUGGUGGGUGCUGUUUAGCCUCUGCCCGACUGAACUAAAAUGUGGACACAUCUCAAAUCUUUCUGCGAUUAUAAAUGAUGUAUUUACUAUUGGUGUGAUCACAGCUCUUAACUUGAGAUAUUGACCAUUUGACCUUACUAAUUAAUAAUUGUUGAUACUGGUGCCUGGUUGAGUGAAAUAUAGCAUUGAGGCGCUUGUCUUUAUUUUGAAAAAUCUAAAUCUGUUUCAAAUCAACAACAUAGAGAGAGCAAAAGGUUAAAUGAAGCCAAGACCCAUGCCACCAGGCUUUAAUUCACAGCAAUGUGUACUCACAUUUACGCAAUCUCAUCAUUCUUGUAGUUUUUUUUUAAAAAAGACACUCCUAAUUUUACGGCAUAGAUAUGCUUAUUGAUGCAAGUCCCCAUGACUCAAAAUUAUUCCUCUCCCUUUGCUUAUGAAGCAUGAGAUGAAUGCAAUGAGUAGUUUGACGGCUGAACUACAAUGAUGUACUGUAACGGAAAUGUUCAUUGGUUACUCAGCGUCCUCUGCCUUGAGUGAGGAAGAAAUGGCUGGACAACAAACUUGUGUAAAAAAACCUUUGUGAAAUGCUCCAGUCUUCAGAAUAUUGUUUGCCUUCUGCAGCAAAAGCUUUGCUCUGUUUUCCACUUCCACACCACUCCACCACCCCACCACCACCUCCCAACUUUCUAAACUGGGUAGCAGCACCCAUCUCGAGAAAGAUUUGAUUAAAUUUAUUGUGCAGAAGCAUCUGCCACUUCCAAUGUUAGCAACUAAAAUUCAAGCCUUCCUUUAUAUGGCUGCAACAAAGAAAAAGAAAACAGGGCAUUUUGCGAACUGCGAGUGUCCUUUUCGGCUUUAGUUAACUAGGAGUUGGUGACCAUGUGCUGGUAUAUAUUUUCCUCUUAUAAGGCAGAUAAUCUGCAGGGGAACCUUGUUAAAGACUCUUUUGCCUGGACUAGUCUGUAUACAGCACUUAAAAGAGAUUUGUAAUGUUGUGUGGAGGAGGGGAGCUGGUGUGUGAAAAUGGCACAGGCUUUUGCUGUGCUCUUUAAAAAAAAAACUUGUAAAAAUAGUACUUCAAUGUGCAUUGUGUGGCUGGCUGCCUUAAAAAAUAAUGACACUUUUUUUUAGUGAAUGUUUCUACAGAGGACAAUAGAUUACAUUUGUAAUCAAAAUAGUUAUUAUUUAUUGGCUAUCAGCUGGUGUACCAGUAAGGUUAAAUCUGUAUUGGAAUUAAUUUUAGGAAAAUGAUUUUCUGUACACUCAGAGUAAAACUUUUUUCAUUCUGAAAGCAAUGUUAAAAAUGCUACACUGCAACGGCAGCAUUCAUAUUUUUUACACUGUUUGUAUGAAAAAUGGACAAGCGUCAGUGUCACAGUUUGCAGUACAACUACAGUGAUUUGUGGAUGGAAAAUUAAAUGGGUGCCUUUGAGAACCAAAAA
Messenger RNA from Carcharodon carcharias (great white shark), 4655 nucleotides. It is a transcript of the gene far1, whose product is annotated as fatty acyl CoA reductase 1. Gene Ontology annotation, cellular component: peroxisome. Bases 155 to 1711 code for a protein of 518 amino acids. Gene Ontology annotation, molecular function: alcohol-forming very long-chain fatty acyl-CoA reductase (NADP+) activity. NCBI's taxonomy places the organism in Eukaryota, Metazoa, Chordata, Chondrichthyes, Lamniformes, Lamnidae. Gene Ontology annotation, biological process: long-chain fatty-acyl-CoA metabolic process. The transcript has 12 exons. The record is from RefSeq and is a predicted model, not a curated record.